This is a messenger RNA of Encephalitozoon intestinalis ATCC 50506, 1221 nucleotides long. RefSeq lists its product as uncharacterized. The coding region runs from base 1 to 1221 and encodes 406 amino acids. Gene Ontology annotation, cellular component: ribonuclease MRP complex; nucleolar ribonuclease P complex. Gene Ontology annotation, biological process: tRNA 5'-leader removal. The transcript has a single exon. The record is from RefSeq and is a predicted model, not a curated record. NCBI's taxonomy places the organism in Eukaryota, Fungi, Microsporidia, Unikaryonidae.
AUGGUUGAAAGGGAGAUAAGUCCAAUUGACUUUGUAGAGGAAAGGUCGAAGGAGAUUCAAUCCAUUGAAGCAGCUAUCGAAACAAAUAGAAAAAAGUCGAUGAUGUUCCAAAGGCUGCCUUUUUAUCUAAGACGGAGACUCAGGAGCCAUGAGAAACGCACAAGGAAGAAGAACCGGAUGAGAAAAAAGGAUAGACAUGGAUUAAGGACACAUGUAUGGUAUGCGAAGAGGUUUGAGAUGUUGAAGGUUUGGAAUACAUCUAUUCCCUUGAGGAGACGGAUGAAGAGUAGUAAGUUUAUCUACAAAUCACAAAAGAAAAGAGGAUUUGUGUUUGAUGAAUCCUACAAAGACAUUGUGGUGUAUAAGAGGCCGGAUGUAGAGAUUUCAGGAAUAGAUUUUAGUCUUGGGGAUGUAGUUCAAAGGAUCCAACAGAAGAAUAUAGUUUUUGAAGCAAUUGUUAGUGAAAGGUUUCUAAUAAUCAUUACUUCUGAUCUCGAGGAGAUAGAGUUUGGGAUGAUCCUGGAAGAAUAUGGUAGAAUAGAAUGCUGCUUAUCGUUGAUUCAAGUAGAUGAAUUAUUUCUCGAUGAGGUAAACGAUGAGACCGGAAGACUUACUCGGAUCUUGUCUCAUAAGGAGAAGGGAAAAAUUGAUAGGGCUUUAUCCGACAGAUCCAGCAUGGCUAUAUUUGUUAGAAGUCUCUCGCAAGCCGAGUCUGGGAAGGUACUUCUCAAAAGGAAUAUGGUUAUGAGCUUUUGGCAGGAUAUUGUAAAUGUGGGAAUAAUUCCGAUAUGUAUUGAAGAGCUCCAGAGGCUUGCACUCGAAAAUGAUUACAUGGUUUAUCCAUUUGAUUACUCAACGACUAGACUCUACAAAGACUUUGAACAAUCGUAUACGGAGCCUAUAAAAAGUAAAUAUGAGAGAACACCUAGGUCAAAGAAAAUGGCACUCAAUAUGGACUUGAUGUACAUAUAUACUAGCGAUCCAGUCGUGUUUGCAUCUUUUGAACUUGAGAAGGGCCGUGCCGAUCGGUGUGCGUUCAUUUUCGAUGAGAAUGACACUGUGAUUGGGCGUGUAAUCAGAGGAGGAUUUUGUUUUACAAAAGGAUUAUGCAGGGGGUUAUGCUAUAUAUUGUGCGAUGUUAAAGAAGGUGAUGAGUUUUAUUCUAGAAACCUCAAUUCUCUUUCUUUCAAUCAAAUGAAAAUAACAAAGGUUUUUAGAUGA